GGCUCCAAAGGGAGGGCGCUCGGGUCCUGCGAGCGGCGUCCUGAACGGCGGCGCUAGGACCCCGUGGGGAGCGGCGGGGGCGGAGCAGGCGGCACCAGGACCCGGGGGAACCGCGGCAGGCGGGCGGCGAGCAGGCCCGGGGGCCGGGAAGCUGCGGGCGGCGGCGCUGGGCCCGGCGCGGCGAGAGAGGCCCUGAGAUGCCGAGCAAGAAGAAGAAGUAUAACGCGCGGUUCCCGCCGGCGCGGAUCAAGAAGAUCAUGCAAACUGACGAAGAGAUUGGGAAGGUGGCGGCGGCUGUGCCUGUCAUCAUCUCCCGGGCGCUUGAGCUCUUCCUGGAGUCGCUGUUGAAGAAGGCCUGCCAGGUGACCCAGUCCCGAAACGCCAAGACCAUGACCACAUCCCACCUGAAGCAGUGCAUUGAGUUGGAGCAGCAGUUUGACUUCUUGAAGGACCUGGUGGCCUCUGUGCCUGACAUGCAGGGAGACGGGGAAGACAACCACAUGGAUGGGGACAAGGGUGCCCGCAGAUGGACUGUGCCUUCCCGAAGGGGCCGGAAGCCAGGCAGCGGUGGCCGGAAGAAUGGUGGGAUGGGAAGCAAAGGCAAGGACAAGAAGCUGUCGGGGACGGACUCGGAGCAGGAGGAUGAGUCUGACGACACCGACACUGAUGGGGAAGAGGAGACGUCACAGGCUCCACCACAGGCCAGCCACCCCCCUGCCCACUUUCAGAGCCCCCCGACACCCUUCAUGCCCUUCACCUCGAGUCUGCCUCUGCCCCCGGCCCCCCCGGGCCCCUCAGCACCUGACGCAGAGGAUGAAGAAGACUAUGACUCCUAGCGCCCUCUGCCCCCCAGGCCACACCCCCUUUUAGCUGGUUUUAGUUGCUCUGGGGGGAGGAGAGAAGGUAGAGCUGUUCUUAAAUUUAUUAAACAAUUAAUAAUAAAAGGGAACACCAGUGUCUGUCCCAGCCUAUGUCCAGGGCGUUGUGGCCACCUUCCCAUCCACCCACCUGCAUUCCCCAUGCUGAGCUGAGGCCAGGAGCGGUGGUGGGCAGGGUAGCAGAGUGAAGGGAGGGGCCAGAGGCCACGAUUCUGCCAGGGUAGGAGCAGGGGUGCUGACAGAAGGAAGGCGGGCAGAGUGGUGGUGUAGGGCCUAAGCCAGGGGUGCCGCUUAUGCUGGGGGACGACCUGUUUCGUUGUGCUUUACGACCCCGGAAAGGUGCCUGUCUUUCUUUGAGUGGCCUCUUCGUGUCUCUCUGAUGGAGGCUAUUCUGCCCUCCCCGGGCUGCUGCAAAGGGACCGAUUGGACAAGUAACGGGAAGAGGCCUUGCACGCUGUAGAAAUCUGCGUCUGGUGCCACGAAGGGUAUGUGGGAAGGAGCUGAGGGAGCAGAGGUAGGUGGGACUGUCGAGGGCCCCGAAGAUCGGCUUUCGAGCAGGAACAGUGACACAGCUGGGCAGUCCGCCCCCAUUUCUGAGCAGACCUUGGAAUUGCGGGGUCCACGAGGCAGAUGCGUGCCUUCAGGGAGCAGGGGCUCGGGGAGGCUGAGCAGGAGACGUGGAGGACGGUGGGCAGACUUGAGGUGCGUGUUAGCAGACUCCAGCGUGCUGAGAACUGACUGGAAGUGGGGCUGAAAGGGAGAGAACUUUAAGGAUUCCCAGGUUUCUGUCUGCAGUGACUUGGGCAAGCCCCCCCCCCCCCCCAGCUGGAGGACACAGAGAGCAAGAUUAGGUGUUAGGCUGUGACGAGUUUGGGGUGCCUGUGAAGCUGCUGGGGAGAAGGCACUGGAACGUAGGGGCCUGGAGACAGAUGCGCGAGCUUAGAGAGUGGAUGACCUCGCCUCAGGGAGAGAGGGUGGAGCCUGGACAGGCCACCAAAGGAGACUGAAGAGCAGCCGCCCCCAGGGCCCCCAGGGGCCACUGGCAGUGCCCACGCAAGCGUGUCUGGGAGGAGGGAGAGGUCAGCGGUCCCAACACCUUGCAGGCUUUAGGGAAGGCUUGCUGGUCGUUGACAGGCUGGGAGCUGGAGGUGAGAAGCCGAGGUGAGGAGAAGUGAUGCUCAAGGCUGAGAAGCGGAGAUAAGAGCUGUGGCUCGGAACGAGGACCGAGGGGACAGUUUUGGGUUUUGUGUCCUAAGGUGGCAGAAAUGUCAGCUAUAGCGAGGAAGGGGACCGGGGAUGGGAGGGGGCGGAUGCGGUGAGGUCAGGUCGCCUGGGGCCGACCCCAGCCUGACCAGGGGGAGGUGCAAGGUGACGAGGGGGUUUGGCAGGGGCAUUGAGGUACUCGGUUUUUAUCUGACAGGGUCUGGCUUCUCUGGAGAAGAGGAGGCCAGGUGGCAGGCGUGGAUGGGCCUGGAGCCUAGGAGCAGCUGGGUCCCGUCUGCUUCUCCUCUGCUCCCCCUCUGGUUAUAGUGUCCCUGCUAUCUUUUGGGGACAACCCCAACCUGUAGUACGCGCAGCGGUCCCCACUCCCUGAUGUCAACGGGUGGGGACAUCACACUACACACUGUGGCCACAGUGCGUGGUGCGGGCCAACCAACACACCUGAGCCCUUGGGACUUUAGGUGGGACCGUCGGGGAAGGGUAUUCACAAGAUCGCUAGCUGUCCCGUGGCACUGGAGGCAGGAAGGAACCCACUCGGCAGCCUUGGAGAGGAUGAUGGUGGCCACACCGGGGUAGGAAAGCUGGCAGAAUGUAGGCCGGAUGCUGCUAGAAGCCUUUUCCCACCCCGAGGAGCGCUCCUGGCUGAGGAUGAGGUCAGCGCAGCAGAUCCAGGAGGCUCAGAGAUACUGACGUCUGAUGACACCUGGACCCAGUCUUGCCUGAACCCUGUGUACCUUGGACUUCUGAGUCACGUGAGCCAAUAAACAUUUUCCCUCUCGAAA
Lynx canadensis (Canada lynx) is the source of this 2881-nucleotide messenger RNA. It is a transcript of the gene DRAP1, whose product is annotated as DR1 associated protein 1. Gene Ontology annotation, cellular component: negative cofactor 2 complex; nucleus. The transcript is spliced from 7 exons. Gene Ontology annotation, molecular function: protein heterodimerization activity; transcription corepressor activity; core promoter sequence-specific DNA binding. The coding region runs from base 198 to 836 and encodes 212 amino acids. Lineage: Eukaryota; Metazoa; Chordata; Mammalia; Carnivora; Felidae. Gene Ontology annotation, biological process: transcription by RNA polymerase II; negative regulation of transcription by RNA polymerase II; positive regulation of transcription by RNA polymerase II. The record is from RefSeq and is a predicted model, not a curated record.